AUGGGUAUAUUCGGAAAAUGGCGAGGAAAUCCUGCCACCGAGAUAUCUCAACCGACCCUCACUUUUACAGACGCUGCACCCCGAGAUGACCUCCAUAGGUUGGGGCAAUUGAAAUCCCCGGACCCUAAAAGUACAGAUCUAAAGAGUCCAACGACAACCAAAAGGAUGAAGGAAUUCCAAGAAGCUGUACAGGCUUUUGAUUUCACUGUGACCGAGCCACCCGAGAGAUUAGAGGCCGAGGAUCCAUUCGAUGACAUGAAAGGUGGAUGUAUGAUUGGUAUUGCAUUGGGCAGCCCCAGCAUGCUACCACAACCGCUGUCGCCGCCGAGAUUCAAGCCAGUCGAAUGGGACACGAUUACAUCUGGUCUUCCUACAGAAAAUCCGGAACCCUUGGGCACUUUGCGACGAAAGCCAAGUAAAUGGAAAAAGCUUGGAGGUCUUUUCAAAAGCAAGCAAGAUGACAAGAGGGGGGUGGACGAACCGUUCUACCAACUCGACAUGAACAUUCAAGAAGCUCGACAGGAAUCGAGAGCCCGAACCCGGGACAUUUCGCAGCAGACGCCAUUUCCAAAGGUGGAAAACGACAUGCCCUACAUAGAACCGAAUCCCCAUUUUAUAGGUAGCCAGCAGAAAACCAGAAAUGAUUCGCUGCUGGAGAUUGAUAUCCCUACGGUUGAAAUGGAGCGAUACAGCGUCAUGUUCAGCGGCGUGUUGGGUAAAAAGCCCGAUACGUCUUUAAUGGCUCGGCGGAACAAAGCACUGGAUGAUAUCAGAACCCAGAGAACAGAGGACGAAUAUCUCAAGCCGCAUCGGCCGCGGCGCGCUACAUCCCCAGGACCAGCGUCCCCGACGUCGUUCUCGCUUGUCCUGGAAAACGCCAACGAGCCUCUUUCGAAAGAUCAAAAUGCCAAUUCGCAGCCAGUGUUACAAAGUCCGCGUCGCUCAAACACGUUUCCUCUGGAGGCACCCACUACGAAGAACAAGAGCGACACUCUCGCAGUUCCUGAUCUCACGCCUGCAUUGUCCACUAGCACGUCGACGGACCUUUCACCAAUGGAUGUAUCACCUACAACAAUGGAAGUUCCGCUGAUAACACAUAUCGUACCAAAUCCGGCGAAGAGCUAUGUCCAGGAACCCACAUGGGAGAUGAUUACCAGAAAGUCCGACUCGACCACGAGCACUGCGAAACCCGCUCAUGUCCCUUCUACAGCGACUCCACCCAAAAGGCCCAAAUAUGUGACUGCCAACACAAACCCAACAUAUCCGGUACACGCAGGCCCUAUGUUUCCCCCACGGUCCAGCAGUCACGAGAACGAUAUAUUGGCAGAACGACCACAUCGCUCUCGAGCGCAAACAAUGCCCACCUCCCCGUUGGAUACAGACAAACCGCAACCAACCGCACCUAAACCAAACAUCGUCAUAUCCACCGCACGUUCCGUGUCUGUCAGCAGAAGAGGUCCUCGUGCUCCACCAGCACGACCAAGUGUAGACCGUUUUGAGUCGUCGAAGGAACGGUUCGGCGAACAUCAAAAAUUGACUCCUACAGUGGUUGAUAUCCGUCGGGGAUCCAAUCAUCAGCACAAAAAGUCUGAGAAUGCGGUGAUUGAAUCUUUAUGA
Messenger RNA from Talaromyces rugulosus, 1617 nucleotides. RefSeq lists its product as uncharacterized. The transcript has 2 exons. The coding region runs from base 1 to 1617 and encodes 538 amino acids. NCBI's taxonomy places the organism in Eukaryota, Fungi, Ascomycota, Eurotiomycetes, Eurotiales, Trichocomaceae. The record is from RefSeq and is a predicted model, not a curated record.